Aphidius gifuensis is the source of this 1188-nucleotide messenger RNA. RefSeq lists its product as uncharacterized. The transcript is spliced from 6 exons. Lineage: Eukaryota; Metazoa; Arthropoda; Insecta; Hymenoptera; Braconidae. The coding region runs from base 189 to 1076 and encodes 295 amino acids. The record is from RefSeq and is a predicted model, not a curated record.
AAGUCUUUCAACAUUGUGUUUUGAACAAUGAACAGUACAUGAAUAACUUUAUAAAAAUUAAUAAACAUAUUGUUUUUUUCGUUCGAAAAUCAUAACUAAAUUCAUUUAUUACAAUAUAUAUAUAAAAAAAAAAAAUAUCUAAAAGACUAAACGAAAUAAUAAAAGAGUCUCAUUAAAUAUUGUAAAUCAUGAAAAAUAUUUUUGUUGGUAUUUUUUUUAUUUUUAUAACAGAUCAUACACAAGCUCUUGACGUAGUUCCUCUAGAAAUUGGUGUUCAAUAUUUUGAGUAUGGAUAUAUACCAACUAAAUUUUUAGAUAAACCAUUGUAUGCAUGUGUCGAGGCUAAUUUAGGAGAUGGUGAAUCUCUUUGGUACUGGAUUGAUUAUGCAGAGCAUUCUGUGCUAAAUCUAAACUAUGAAACAUGGCAAUCAUUAUGGACGAAAACACACCUCAAAAGUAAUGUUGAUGACUCAUGUUUUUCUCUUCCAAAACCACAGCAACGAUUUACAAUGUACUUGAAUGCAACAACAAAUUUAACCGACGAAUUAAGUAAACAUAGAACUUUCGAUGUAUUUCAUGGAAUAUAUAUUGGAGAUUUGAGAGACUUUCACACAAAUAAAAACAAUGAACAAAUUUGGCCUGAUCCAAAUCGAGUGCCAGGAUAUCUUCAGAGUGAUUAUCAAUGCAGUGACGUAUAUACUAUUGCUGCAAAUGAUAUAGUUACGAUUCGUUAUAACAUCGAUUAUAGGCGUGAUUAUAUUCACAAACUCACAGUACAAGAAGAUACUUACCUAUAUCCACUUUCUAAUUGGGAACCAUUUAGUCCAGACUAUAUCAUUAAUGAAGAAUUAACUAAGGAUGGACCAUCACUUGCCACAUUUAAAGCUUCGAAAAAUUUAAAAAUACGAAUUUUUCAUUAUACUUUCGUUAGGGAUUAUAAUUAUGAACCUGUAACGUUCAAUUUUCAAUUUACAGUUAGUACCCACCGUAUUGAUGAUGGAUUAACAAGUCCUGAAACUAUUAUUGAACCAGUUUCAGGUCGUUUGUCAACUUCAAUUCUUUGUCCACGUCCAUAAAUUAAAUAUUAUUUUAUCAUUGUCGAAUAUAAAAUAACGAUUAUACUUUAAAAUAUUAAUUUAAACAUUUAUUUUUGUCUGAAUAAAAAACAACAGUUGGUCUUUAAAUUUA